AUGUUUGGAAAAGAUGCGAUUGUAGAUUGUCACAUUUGUUUGGAUUUUGAGAAAAUUACCACUCUCGAAAAACAGCUUGAAAAAUUCCAGAGAAAACUUCGUCAAGCCAUUGAACAAGAAUCACAAACCACUCCAUUCUCACUUUUAAGAAAUUUGUGCUCUCAAAUCUAUUACAGAACACAAUCCUAUUCGAGUUAUUGUGAAGAAAAUAUUCAACAAAUUGAAAAACAAUUAUUAGAAUUGAGAAGAGAAGAAAACAUUACUGGAACUGGAUAUGCAUUUGCAACCUUCUUUUCCAUGACAACAGCCAAAACAGUUUGUGAUGAAUAUGUGACUGAUUUUAUGGGAUUUUUGAUCUCUAAAAAGUACAUUUCAAAUACUCUUUCAAAAUUGGUGAAAUUCUUGAAACAAUGUUUACCUAUUGGAACAACUAGUCAUCAUUCAACGAUACCAACAACAACACCAACCAGUGACCAGGAGAGUCGAUCCUCUCAACAAUAUAACUUUGCACCCGCCUGUGAAGCAUCCGAUGUCCUUUUUGAGAAUUUAAACAUUUCCACUUCCAAAAGAGCUUCUCGUGUCUUGAUUUCGAACAUAAUUUUAUUUGUAGUGUUACUAGUGGUGUAUACAGUUCUCAUUUUGAACAGUUCUAUUCCAUGGUAUGCCUCACAAAAUAAGACUGAAAUUUAUGGUUAUGCUGAAAAUGUUCUAAAGACACCUACAGAAAUAACCUUUAAAAUAUUAUUGGUUGUUUUGGAACUUUCUCCUGAAAUUAUUUCACUGAUUAACGAGUUGUUUAAACCAUUGGUGGAAAAAUUGGUGAAAUGGGAAAAGCACAAGACGAAUAUUCAUAAGAGAAAAACAAUUCUUAGAAGAACGACCUACUUUUUUGUACUGAGCACCAUUAUAUUUCCAUAUGGUUGGACCUAUUACAAAUCUGUGUGGAGAAUAUUCAAUUCACUACCACCCUUCAACAAUGAAAUUUACUUUUUCAACUUUAUUAGCAUUGAAUUGAUCAUUUUAACCAUUGUCUUGGCCAUCACCUCAAAAGGUUUAGAAAUGAUUGUCAACACCAUUUCAAGUAUUAGAGAUUAUUUCAAAACUGGAGAAUGGCAUCGACCUGUAUUCGACUAUGAAGCUGAAUACAGUAUGAAAAUUACCAUGCUCAUGAUGUGUUUACUUUAUGGAACUUGCAUUCCUCUCAUUUACAUUGUUGCUUUACUGUAUUUUAUUUUAACAUACUUGAUUGACAAGUAUUUGAUCAUGUAUUGGUAUGAAAGAUCGAUGGAAAGUAAUGGAAAUAUUUUGAAUACGGUUGUGGAAAAUUUUGGAAUUUGUUUUAUAUUUUUCCCAUUUUCGAUUAUUGUCUUGUUGCCUGUCUUGUUGAAAAGAAUUAUGACAGCUGUGGUGGAAAUUCCAAUUUUGUUGAUUAUUAUCAUUGGAUUGUAUUUCAUGACAAGAAAAACUAUUGAGAGGGAAAGAGAUGCAAUUAUUAUUGCCUUAAAUGAAAGAUCUGAACAAGAUCAACAACAAUUAUCAGUCACAGUCACACAAAAUUCAAAUAUUGAUGACAAUAGAGAUUCAUUGUUAGACAUUGAAAAUGGAAAGGCAACGAACUUGUGUGAAGAAACACACGUUUCAGCUGAAAAGUCUGUGGAUGAAUCAUCUGAUAUUCAAAACUUCUCUUCUCAUCAUGAUGAAUCAACAUCCAUUGAAAUCAAAGAUUCUACUCUUCAACACAUCGACGAAAAAGAUGCUGAAAAUUCAAAAGACCAAAAUCCAACCAACACUUGCAUGAUUCAAACAGAGAAAGAUGAUGACGAUGAUUUUGUCAUUUUGACUGAGGCGGAUUGGUUUGAACAUUCUCUUCAAAACGCAACCUCUUCUCAUUAUAAGAAGGAAUUUGAAAUUUUCAAAGAAUUCAUUAAUGGAAAAGAGGUUCGUGUGAGAGAAGGAUUUGCAUUUGGAUGUCUCUCGAUUGGCAAGACAAUACAGACAUCCAUAUUUGAGAAAGAUAUUGGGAGAUCGAAUUUCACAACAAUAAAUGUGCCAAUGAAAGGUUUAACAUGA
This is a messenger RNA of Naegleria fowleri, 2070 nucleotides long. RefSeq lists its product as uncharacterized. NCBI's taxonomy places the organism in Eukaryota, Heterolobosea, Eutetramitea, Acrasida, Naegleriidae. Gene Ontology annotation, molecular function: calcium-activated cation channel activity. The transcript is spliced from 3 exons. Gene Ontology annotation, cellular component: plasma membrane. The coding region runs from base 1 to 2070 and encodes 689 amino acids. The record is from RefSeq and is a predicted model, not a curated record.